Odontomachus brunneus is the source of this 2175-nucleotide messenger RNA. RefSeq names its product actin-related protein 2/3 complex subunit 4 (gene Arpc4). Gene Ontology annotation, molecular function: actin filament binding. Gene Ontology annotation, biological process: Arp2/3 complex-mediated actin nucleation; actin filament polymerization. The coding region runs from base 592 to 1098 and encodes 168 amino acids. The transcript is spliced from 4 exons. Gene Ontology annotation, cellular component: actin cytoskeleton; Arp2/3 protein complex. Lineage: Eukaryota; Metazoa; Arthropoda; Insecta; Hymenoptera; Formicidae. The record is from RefSeq and is a predicted model, not a curated record.
CAGUAAAACUUACGUAUACGCACUAUUUCAAGAAUAAGAACCCUGGUGCAAUAUAUUGAAGUGAGACAAAUAUACGUUUUCUCACUCUAAUUUAUUGCACUAGUUCAGUAGUGCAGCUACAAAGAACAGGCCUACUGGGUACGCUCAGUGUUGGACACACCUAUGAAGAGGGAAUUGCAAUUUUCAUCGGAAUUAAAGUAGACAAAUUUCUCCUUGACGCAAUCCAAUUACAACGAUCGUAAACAAGCUGGAUCAAUAUAACACGCAUUAAACUGUGGGACAUUGAGUGAAAUCGAAUUCAGUGACACUUUUAUUGGGUCAACCAGUCUGACACGUCAAAACUAGACUCGACUGGGAUACGUCAAGUUGGUCGAAUUUUGACAUUGAUUACAUUAGAAUAGUCUAGUGUUGCCUCGAUUACGCUUGUUAAUGUCACGAGGUGUUUCGUAUCUCCUUCUUUUCGUUCAUCUUUGUUGAGUUGCCAAAUAAAAAAAAAUUGUGGUUGUAGUAAGAAGCUUAUCAGAUUUUCAAGUUUAUUGUACUAGUCAAUGCGAAUGUUACAAAGAAGCCUGUGAGUUAUAUCUUUCAAAUAUGUCGGGAACUCUAAAGCCCUACUUGACAGCAGUGAGACGUACUCUUACUGCUGCUAUGUGCCUCGAAAAUUUCUCUUCUCAAAUAGUAGAGAAACACAAUAAGCCAGAAGUUGAAGUAAGAGCCAGCAAAGAAUUGCUUUUAACACCUAUCUUGAUAAGUAGAAAUGAUAAGGAAAAAGUCUUGAUUGAAUCUAGUAUAAACAGUAUGAGAAUAAGCAUUGCUGUGAAACAAGCAGACGAUCUAGAAAAGAUACUCUGUCAUAAUUUUACAAGAUUUAUGACAAUGAGAGCUGAACAUUUUAUGAUCCUUAGAAGAAAACCUGUAGAGGGCUACGAUAUUAGCUUCUUAAUCACUAAUAUUCAUGUUGAGCAAAUGUACAAACACAAAAUAGUAGAUUUUGUCAUACAUUUUAUGGAGGAGAUUGACAGGGAGAUCAGCGAAAUGAAAUUGUCGGUUAAUGCCAGAGCACGUAUAUGUGCGGAGGAAUUUUUAAAAAGAUUCUAAAUCAUUAUCACAAGCACGAUUAGUGCAUCGAUCAGCGAGAAAAUCCAAAUUUAAUCAGACAUGAACGCGCUAUUCAUCGGUAUCGUGCAAUCGGUAACACAUCAGUACUGUUUUUGAUAAUUUUGAGGAAGUGGGAGACUUUUAUUAAAUAUUCAACAGAGUUUCCUCAUUUACAUACUAUUUAGAUUGGUUCUAUGUUGAAUAGAUAUGCGCAUAAAACGUCGGCUCGAUGAGAAAUUUGUUUCGAAGUUUUUUUUUUUAAUAUGGAAAAUUACACGAUAAAUGAAAAAGAGCGACAAUACUGCUUGAACUUUUGCAUAAAAUUGCAUUUUAGGUACUUCUAUGUUAUCACAGCGCUUGUAUAGUGCUUACUAAAAUCAAUAACUAUCUAUAUAAAUGUGAAAACAUUAUUAUAUAGUUCAGUGAUAUACUUGGGUUUCAUAAUAAGUGCAAGAAUUAUAUAUUUGUGCAUCAAAUUAAAAUAAUUAUUAAAGAUAUAUUUAACACACACGGUAUAUACAAAAUCAUCAUGUAAAUUACUUUUGUCUAACAAUAUGCAAUUGGAUGGUAUUGAGUGCAUUAAGUAAGUAAAUAACGGGCGUGCUCGUUCGAAUUUGUAUAUUUUUAUACACUUUUUCGCAAUUAUUAAGAUCCCGUAAUGGAUGGUAUAAUUUUGUUUCAAAUAGCAUAUAUUUAAAUGAUUGAGAAAGUCACGAGGUGAAAUAUGAUUUAGUAGUUAUUUAUGUUAUAUUAAAGUUGCUUAAAACAGUCCUUGAAUAUAACGAGCGAAUAAUUUAACGAAUGUCGUUUAUUUUUUUCUGAAAUGUUACAUUUGGAAAUUUCGGAAAGGUUGUAAAAUAUAUAUCUACGAUACGAUUUAUAGCGCGUAACGCGCACACACGUUUUAUCGCGUACAUGAAUCAUUUAUUACAUACUAUAAUGAAAUUGUGCACAUUUCUCUUCAGUCUUUCUUUCAUUCCCUACCCUUUAUUCAGAAGAAUGCGAUUAUGUAUUUGAACAUGUAAUAUUUAAUAAAGAACACACAGUGUCUUUGGCAUUUUCUCGCCAAAUUACAAA